AUGACUAAUUGGAUCAAUGUGGAUGAGAUCCGAGCGAAAUUCUCAAAGUUAAUGUCAGAGAUGUAUCAAAACGAAGUUCCAUUAUAUGGUGAUUUAAUAGAAUUAGUGGAUGACGUAAACCAAUCUGUUUUAGAACAGCAAACUGUUUUAAAAGCGCAAUUACAACAAACUGGUGAAUUAACUCGUUUAUCACAAGAACGCCACGGCGCAAUUCGAUUGGGAACAGCAGAAGAACUUCAUAAUAUGCGUCGCAUUUUUGCGGUGAUGGGAAUGUACCCUGUAGGUUAUUAUGACUUAGUACCUGCUGGUGUUCCUGUACAUGCAACUGCAUUUCGGGCAAUCCAAACAGAUGCUUUAAAUCAUAGUCCAUUCCGAGUAUUUACUUCUUUAUUACGUCUGGAGUUAGUGGAUCAUUCUGAAUUACGCCAACUCGCAAAAGAAACGCUGGCAAAACGUCAUAUUUUUACUGAAAAAGCGCUGGCUUUGACGGCAAAACAUGAACUGCAAGGUGGAUUGAGUGUAGAUGAUGCAGAUCUGUUUAUUAUUGAAGUUUUAGAGACAUUCCGUUGGCAUACUCAUGCACCAGUCACUGCUGAUUUAUAUCAAGCAUUACAUGACCAACAUCGUUUAAUUGCUGAUGUUGUUGCAUUUAAAGGACCACAUAUCAAUCAUUUAACACCGAGAACACUUGAUAUUGACCAAGUUCAAAAUGGAAUGAUGGGACGUGGGAUUACACCUAAAGCGAUAAUCGAAGGACCACCUCGUCGACGUUGUCCGAUUUUAUUGCGUCAAACCAGCUUUAAAGCUUUACAGGAACAAGUGAUCUUUACAGAUCAACAAGGAAGUCAUACUGCUCGUUUUGGUGAAAUUGAACAACGAGGCGUCGCGCUUACACCAAAAGGUCGUCAACUUUAUGAUGAAUUGCUUGUCAAAGCACAACAGCAAUUAGGCGGUAUCGCGACUGAAGAAAAUGCAGCGCAAUAUAUGCAGAUUUUAGAGGAAACAUUCAAAGCGUUUCCAGAUUGUUACACCACAUUGGCCGUAGAGGAUUUAGCUUACUUUUAUUAUUACGCACAACCAUUUAGCACUCAUCAGGUAUGGACAGAAACGGAUUUGCCUGAAUUGAUUCAUACAGGUCGAGUUCGAAUUGAACCGAUUGUCUAUGAAGAUUUUUUACCCGUCUCUGCAGCAGGAAUUUUUCAGUCCAAUUUGGGCGGAAAUGAGCAAACAGAUUACAGCUCAACUUCAAAUCAAGACGUUUUUGAGCAGUGUUUAGGCACAAAAGUAUUUGAUGAAAUCCAACUUUAUGCCCACGCUCAACAGCAAUCAAUAGAGGCUUGUUUAGCAACUUUAAACCAAUCAAUUGUGUCAAAGGUAUAA
Molecule: messenger RNA, 1380 nt
Organism: Teleopsis dalmanni
Lineage: Eukaryota; Metazoa; Arthropoda; Insecta; Diptera; Diopsidae
Exons: 1
Coding region: 1-1380 (459 amino acids)
Molecular function (GO): oxidoreductase activity
Source: RefSeq, a predicted model, not a curated record